Molecule: messenger RNA, 2208 nt
Organism: Amoebophrya sp. A120
Lineage: Eukaryota; Dinophyceae; Syndiniales; Amoebophryaceae
Source: the annotation of a GenBank genome assembly
GUCUUUUACUGCUUUGAGAUCUGAUUCAUAAUUUUUGGUGUUGUCUGAAUCAUGACCAUAGCCCUUUGGCAGGGUAGCUAGUUUCUCCCUGGUAUGCGUUCCCUACGAUAAUUUCGCCGAUCUUUUUACAAGAGUGAGUCCUUUUGAUAGACAAACACACCUGUACGAAGCUCGACAAGCAGAGACAAACAACGGAAAUUUACAUUCACGACAGAGCUCUCAUCGAUACCUCUUUCCCGAAAAGAUGCAAGCCUUCAUCCAGUCUCAGUUCAUAGCAUGGCAGGAGGAUUGCAGCAAGAACGGAUUGUCGGGAGCCAGCUCGUCUUCAUCAUCUUCAGCUGAUGACAAUCUCGUCUUCGCUCUAACCGAUUGCGAAGACGAGCAGACAUUGAAGACUUGCAUUCGGGAGAAAGUACUGCCUAGCUUAGUGGAAGCAACCAGAAGAGCUGUAACAACAACAUCUUCCAGCAGUAGCAGCUCCUCGUCAGCAUCCCCAGUCGUGCGUUCGGAGCAAAAUAUCGCCAGUCUCUGUCACGCCGCCUGUGAGGAUCUCUGCAGACGACUUUGCGCGCCGCACCAGCUUCGAAGCCUACCCGCGGAAGUGUUUCGUAGCGAUCAUGCAGCUACGACAACCACUGUGCCGGACAGGGAGGCGAGCCAAGGUGUUGGAAUUAGGGUGAAAUUCCGCUACUUCGAGACACCCUUGCGCGCAAUUGAGCGAGACAAACCAGAACCUCCAUCCAAGGUCGUGUCAGAUGACGAAGAUUUCUCCGACGACAGUCCUGGAUUUGGCCUUUCUAUGGACAUCGUCGACCGGCUGGGAUUCCGGGUGACGGAAAACCAGGGGGUGACUGCCGUCAAACCGGGACUGGAUGUGAUCAUCGGUGUCGAUGCGCUUUGGACCUACGGGUUGUCGGAAGAGGAGAUAGAGAAUUUAGAAGAGUUGAACCUACACGACGGGGCGAUGUUACGGGUUCUGAGAAUUGUUCAGGACGAACCCCCGGACGCUGAAGAAGAAGAAAUACGAAUACCUUCAAACUUGAAAGGCGCGGAAGUGUUAAACGCAGAACCUGACAACAGACUACGUGAGUACCUUGCGGACCAACAGGAGCGGGGCGGAAGUAUGCGAAUGGAGGUUGACGAGGAAGCAGUGGCUAUUAACGGCGCCGAAAUGAUAAAUCACCACGACACGACGACAGCGCCCGCAACAGAAAACCCCGAAAAGGACUUGUCCCCGAACUUUUCCAUCGAGAGCAGGCAGCAGCGGGGCCGGAGACGAAGGAAAAAGAGUGAGGACGACGAGGACUCGCCGAUGGGAGACGCUGCGGAGAGUACAGCUGAUGGAAAUUGUAGUAACAAUACUGGUUCGGGUUCGGGAAAAAUAUCUAAACCGAACACCCGACACGGCUUCUCCAAAUCGCCGCGGGCGGCCAUUCCCGCGCAGGACCUAGCAAGACUAGAAGCCAAAUUCAACCCUUCCUCGCCACUUUCCACCGGCGGCUACGAAUACAAGUCCCACACCGCGGACAUCAUAUUUCACGCGUGGGGCCGGAGUUUGAAGGACGCGUUUGAGCACGUGGCGGUGUGUUUGUUCUCCUACAUGACGGAGUUGUCUUCUGUCAACGCGACCGAGUCCAUCGAAUUGUUCGCGGAGGGAAGAAAUCUGCGGGACUUGCUGUACCACUUCCUGGACGAAUUGCUGUUCUCCUUUCUCACCGAGAUGUUUGUGUGCAAGUACGUGGAAGUGUUUCUCUUGGACGAAACGAAGAGCGACAUUUUCGAGGAUGAAAGCACAAACAUCAACCCGUGGAAGGUGAGGAUACGCGGGUACGGGGAGAGUUUUCGCCCGGUUUCGGAGGGCGGCAAGCACGCACAGGGCACGGAGAUCAAAGCGAUAACCAUGCACGAAAUGCGCAUUAUUGAUGUGCGGGAGAAGGCGGAGGGAGGUGUGGGUGGAGAGAGUGGUGGCGUUGAGACGACAAACAUGGUGGAUGAAGAGGGAGUGGCUCGACUGCCGGCGGUGGCCGCGGGUUCGUCUGUUCCUGCCGCAUCUGUGAAUGCAGCUACUGCACCGCCAGUAGAACUUUAUGUGCUAGUUGACAUAUAGAACAAGAGAGGAGGACAACAAGGAUGAUGCUUUUGAUGAAAAAGAUCAUCGCAUUCAUCCGCAUAAGACUCUACUACUUUUGUUGCGAAUGCGAGCAACGU